Molecule: messenger RNA, 1166 nt
Organism: Erpetoichthys calabaricus (reedfish)
Lineage: Eukaryota; Metazoa; Chordata; Cladistia; Polypteriformes; Polypteridae
Gene: foxq2
Product: forkhead box Q2
Exons: 2
Coding region: 183-887 (234 amino acids)
Biological process (GO): regulation of transcription by RNA polymerase II; anatomical structure morphogenesis; cell differentiation
Molecular function (GO): DNA-binding transcription factor activity, RNA polymerase II-specific; RNA polymerase II cis-regulatory region sequence-specific DNA binding
Source: RefSeq, a predicted model, not a curated record
UUGGCCGAGUUUGAGUUGUUGAAGCUACAGGAACUCAGAGUUGGCGUUUGUUUAAAUUGCUUCUGGAGUCAUUGACCAGUACGGCCCAAUUCAAUUUGUACAUAGUUCGGGGUGUGGCAUGCCCACAUUGUAAAAAUCUCUCACUCGGAAUCUGGUUGCCUGUGAAGUCGGAAUUGUGAACAAUGCAGUGCAUGAGUGACACUGGGACAGAGAAGCCGGGCAUGGCUUUCACAAUUGAUUACCUUCUAUAUGACAAGGGCAAACGGGAGAGAACAUUUAAGAAACUACCCUCGCAUGUUGAUAUUCGGGAGGUGCCUGGCACCCAAAAUGAGAACCAGCUGCAUCAUUCAGAAGCAAAAGUAGAAGAGGGAUCUGUAAAGGGUGAAAACCCUGGAGUCGCGGGCAAACCAGCACAGUCCUACAUCGCCCUCAUCUCCAGCGCGAUCAUUUCAUGUCCAGAAAAGAAGCUGCUGCUUAGUGACAUCUACCAGUGGAUCAUGGACCAUUAUCCUUACUUCAAAAGCAAGGAUAAGAACUGGCGGAACAGUGUUCGUCAUAACCUCUCCCUGAACGAGUGCUUCGUGAAGGCUGGCCGCAGUGACAAUGGCAAGGGACACUACUGGGCCAUUCACCCUGCUAACUACCAGGACUUCUCCAAAGGCGACUAUCACCGGCGACGUACCCGCCGCAGAAUCCGCAGGGUUGCUAGCGGCUUUGGCUACCAGCUGCUGCCUCUAAACCCAUUGCCCAGACCCAGGCUCUGGGCUGAUGGCCUAGCUUGCUGGAGCUGCCUGGGCAGUAGCCAUCCUUAUGUCCCUAACAAGCUGCCCUGGAGCUGGCCAACAUUACCUGGGCCCCUGCCAGUGCCAGUGCACACCUUUCUCUAGGAUGUAGCUCACCAUACCAGUCUCUCGUUUGGCGGUGUGAAUUUAGUGUGCUGUCCAAGCCUGUCCACCAGAAUCUAGUGGGGUGGAUGGCAUCUUCUUGUCUAAUGCCAGGCCAAGCUUCCAGGAAAGCUGCUAUAUUACCGCCUCAGCUUCUUUGAAGAGGUAUUUGCUUGUCCUGCCAGAACCAUAAGGUGGAGUGAUAACUUCCUACCAUGUCUGCAAUUCAAUGGAGUUGUGGAAUUUGCUUCAGCCUAAUGCUCACUCUGCCGAGGCUUUGAA